Messenger RNA from Medicago truncatula (barrel medic), 1260 nucleotides. RefSeq names its product E3 ubiquitin-protein ligase AIP2. Gene Ontology annotation, cellular component: cytoplasm. Lineage: Eukaryota; Viridiplantae; Streptophyta; Magnoliopsida; Fabales; Fabaceae. Gene Ontology annotation, molecular function: ubiquitin protein ligase activity. Bases 132 to 1073 code for a protein of 313 amino acids. The transcript has 5 exons. Gene Ontology annotation, biological process: protein ubiquitination. The record is from RefSeq and is a predicted model, not a curated record.
GCCGAAGAAAAUCAAUUCCCAAACCAAAUAUAUAAAACAUCACAAAAUCAUAGAAGAAGAAGAAGAAGAAGAAAAAGGGUUUCUCAAUUUCCAAAAUCUGAGUGAAAAAUCAUUGCAAGAACAGAAACAAAAUGGAAUCAGAAAAUUUGGUGAAACAAGAAUUGGAGGAAUUGCAGAAACAAUUGGGGAAGAAGCAGAAAUUCGAAGACGCUGUGUCAUCUCUCAAAUCUCUGCUCCAAACCACGUAUCCAUUAGCUUCCACCUCUCUUCGAAAAUCGUUUUAUUCUGUUAUAUGCCGAGUUGCGACAGUGUUGAAGACGAGAUAUACAGCACCCGGUUUUUGGAGUGCUGGCCUGAGCCUUUUUGAGCAGGCUAUAUUGUUUGUUUCUGAACCCUCUGAAAAGGAGCACUUGAAGGCUUGCAUUGCUCAGGCCAGGGAACAUUUGCAUCUAGAAGACAACCCUUCACAAACUUCGCAACCUGCAGUAAAUCGUGAAAAUAGAGGAUAUCUUUUUGAGGGGCACCUUACGGUAGAUCAAGAGCCACCACAACCUGAAUGGAUGGUGCAGGCAAAUCUCUUGAAUGAAGCUGUUCGACUAUUUGAAGCUCAACCCUCUCAGGGUUUAGCAACAAAUGACACCACGCCAGAGGAUGUUGCUAGUGUGCUUGAAAUGCUUAGAAAUAGAUUGGAAGAAGUUGUGCCCCUGAUGGAGACUGGUGGUCCUGCAGCUCCAAGAGUUCCUCCUGCGAGUAAAGAAGUUGUCUCAAAACUUCCUGUCAUUACUCUCACCGAAGAGAUCCUGUCUAAGAUGGGGAAAGAUGCAGAGUGUGCCAUUUGCAGGGAAAAUUUGGUGUUAAAUGACCAAAUGCAAGAGUUACCGUGCAAGCACACAUUCCACCCUCCAUGUUUAAAGCCAUGGCUGGAUGAGCACAAUUCUUGUCCUAUCUGUCGUUAUGAGCUGCAAACUGAUGAUCAUGCCUAUGAGAGCUGGAAGGAACGUGAAAAGGAAGCGGAAGAGGAGAGGAAAGGUGCUGCAAAUGCUCUUCGAGGCGGUGAAUUCAUGUAUGUUUAGACGGCUAUUCAAUGCAAUUACGAUGUAUACUAUGGUUUACCCUGAAAUAAGGGAUUAAAAAUUUCCUGGUGGUGAAUAGUUGUGUAUUCUUCAUUAUUUGAAAUUAUAUAGUUAUCUCGUCUCAUGUUUUAAGUGUGACUGCUAUUCCUUGAAAUUUAAUAUCUCGCUUUAUAGUUUUUCUGAACAA